CAAGAGUAAGUUCCCUUGACGAUCACACAAAAAUGGCCGUCGUUGUCUAACUUCCGUAAACUUCGUCACAAUGUUUCAAGUUACCGGUAGAUAACAACAACAUCAGCUGCUAUGGCGCGGCGAGCCCACGCAAGAGACCUUCAUAAACAGGGCGAGGCAGCUCAGUUCAGACUAACUGUCUCCCAGGCUUUACGAGAAGAAGCCGAAAAGUUACGACCAAAGCUGGUAGAUCCCAUUGACUACGAGACUUUUGUGGUGAAGAACAAAGCCGUGCUUCACAAUGAUCCCCAGCUGGACAUGGUUAAUUUCCCACAUGAUGAUGUGGAACUUCCUCCUCCAACACCAAAACGCAAGCUACGAACAGUGUGUAGCACUGUCCCUGCUUCAGCGGAAAAAGAAGCAACCAGUCUUAUGGUCCGGCAAGCGAUACGCACAUACACAGACUGCUGUUACAUGAUCCGAUUCAAAUACCAGACCUAUUCAGGAAGUUACCAACAACUGCCAAGAACACAAAAGGAUCCUCUGCAUGAACACGUGUUUGAAAUUGAUGCUGAAUCAGAAGAGAAAGACGAUGACACUCUUACUCGAGAAUUUGUGUCUAGCAUCAUAAAGAGGGGCUGGUUAUCUAAAGGUCCAGAUGGCAAUAGAGAAAACGUCAUCAGUUUCACACGGCAAUUCAAGAAAAGGUUCUUCAUGCUAAAGCAACAGUCAGAUGGCACAUACCUUCUGGAGAUGUACAAAGAUGACAAGAAAUCUGAAGUCAAAGGAUCCUUUUUCCUUGAUUUGGCACAAGAAGUUGUCAGGAAUACAAAGAAGGGAAAGUUUUGCUUUGAAAUUCGCAUGGCAGACAGAUCUUGUCUGCUUGCAGCAGAAAGCGAACAAGAAACAUUGGACUGGAUAAACACUCUUAAUAAAGUCAUCAACUCAGCAGACACUUUGUCACAGGCAUCGAGAGACAGUGUCAGAGAAGAGACUACGUCAGCAGAUAAACCAGAACAGGUUAAGGAGAGGAGUAUUGACCACCCUGUCGUAAAGGAUGGAAAAAAAAAUUUCUUGCAUAUCUGUGUAGACCAUGAAGAGUAUUCCAGAGAGACUGAUUUAACGCUGUCCAAGGCCAGGCAGGAAAACAGACAGAAUCUCUUCUCGAUUUAUCCUGAUAUGAGAAGAGUUGCGCCUGAAGAUGACUUAGAUGAUGAGGAGGAGGGAGAUGAAGUAGAAGUUUUCCCAAAGCCUGCCGCAGAAAGAUUUCUGCUACGCCUUCUGUACAUGAAAACAGCACUGCAGCUCUCCUUAUCAGAUAUUGGAGGACCAAUGAAGGAAUGUAAUCCAGAACCAUUCUUUGUCACAUUUGCCAUCUAUGAUGCAAAAGAAGGAAAGAAAAUCUCGGAAGAUUUUCAUGUGGACCCUAAUGAACCAGAAAUCAAGGUUAUGAUUCCUGCAGACAUCAUGAAUGUUUACAACAAGAAUUUUGGCAAUGACAACAAAGACAGUCAUGUUGACAUCAAUGGUCUGAAAAUUGAUUGGAUGCCGACAGCGGAGCGACAGGGUAUUUUCUCAGUAGCCCGACGACAUUCUGAAAUAUUCCUGGUGGCAAGAGUAGAGAAAGUGCUGCAGGGCUCAUUGUCACAGUGUCUAGAGCCUUACCUAAAGGGCCAAGAUCGCAAGCUUGCCCUCAAAGUUCACAUGGCAAUGAAGCAGCACUGUGCUGCGAUUGGCCAUUAUCACAUGCCUUUUGCUUGGUCGGCAAAGCCCAUCGCUGCAACUGUAGUUGGAGCAUCUGAUAUGCCGCUGUUUCGCUAUGAUGGCACAAAGUUUUAUGAUGAGGAGAUUAUUAAGCAGCUUCAAGAUUUUAAAAGACCCGAAAAAUCAGGAAAAUUUCAGACAAUACCUGGGACUCUGCGGAUACAUUUUGAACAACUUCAUGCAGAUGAAGUAAAAGAGAACACUCUCACAUCAUCUAUGGUUCCUGUCAAACCAUUUGCUGAUCCUCCUGGGUGUGAACUGUCCAUAGAAGUGGAAGAGUUUGUAUCAGAGAAAGCUUCAUUGUGUUCUACUUUUGACUACUUCCUCAACAAUCUCUAUGUCUACCCACUGUCUUUGAAAUAUGACAAUCAAAAACUGUUUGCUAAGGCACGUAACAUUGCAUGCUGUAUAGAGCUGAGAGAUUCAGAUGACGAAAGAGCUGCACCAUUAAAGCGCAUAUAUGGCCACCCUUCGAUAUCCCUGUUUACUUCUGUGGCCAACACGACAGUUACACAUCACAGCACGACACCAGUCUUUAUGGAUGAGGUGAAGAUUUCUCUGCCAGUCCAGCUUCAUGAUCAACACCAUCUCUUUUUCCGAUUUUAUCAUGUAAGCUGCGAGGCUUCUAAAAGUGGAAGCCGACACUCAUCGUCCUCUGUGAAGAAGAAGGACAUGAUUGAAACACCCGUUGGAUUUUCCUGGAUGCCAGUUUUACAAGAUGGAAGGGUUGUAGUUGGUGAGCGGACCAUCCCAGUGGCUUGCAAUGUGCCAACAGGCUACCUUGCUUAUGAUACUUUGAGCCCAGGCAAAGGAACAGCUGGGGUGGAAGUGAAGUGGGUGGAGGGUGGGCGACCUCUCUUCAGGGUUCAACUUCAGCUGGUAUCCACAGUCUACACUCAGGACCAGCAUCUUCAUAACUUCUUCAAACAGUGUGAAAUACUUGAGCAAAACCCAUCUCUCACUGUGGACAUGAACAGCAUAAACAAAAUCAAGUCGUUGUUGGCAGUGGAUGCUGCAGUCUACGUCCAGUUCCUGCCAACUCUGCUGAACCAGCUGUUCCUUCUGCUGACUGGCACUGUCCGUGAAGAUGUGUCAUUAAAUAUUGCAAGGGCCCUGAUUCACAUAGUAGCAGAGGUACAUGAUGCUGAGAAGAGUGAAGCUACAGACAAGUAUGUGAAGUACAUCUUCCGCCCACCAGUCAUUGUGAAAGGUGGAAACCAGAACACUGUGCAUGAAGAGCUUGCAAAACAGCUGACCAGUGUCCUCCGACCUGCUCAGACAGACCCAACACUUGUCCUUAGAUUUCUUCGCCACUCAGCAUUUUUCUUUGAUGUUCUUCUCAAGAGCAUGACUCUCUUUCUCACAGAUAGUGAACGAAUCAAGAUGCCUCGCAAUGAGCGGUUUUCAGCGGACUGCCAGUUCCGCUUACAGAGUCUUCUGCACACUGUCACACUUCAUAUAACGCAAAAGUGCAGGGAAAACCCUGCUGAGGCUAAGACAGCCAACCACAACCUGGCAAACUUUGUCAAGAACUGUUUCACAUUGAUGGACAGAGGCUAUGUGUUCAGGCUGGUGUCAAAACAUCUAGAACAUUUUGUGCCAGGAGAUCUUAAGGUUCUGCAUGACUUGAAGAUAGAGUUCUUGCGUAUCGUCUGUAACUAUGAGCACUACAUCCCGCUGUCAUUGCCACUCAUGAGGAGGGGCAUAAUCAAGAACUUCAAAGACAUCAAGGUGGAAGAUGUGAAACAUGACUAUACCCUGUCAGAAGAGUUUCGGCGAAACCAUUACCUAACAGGUCUUCUCCUGCAUGAGCUGCUGAUGUGCAUGAAUAUGCCAAGGGAAAUUCGUCGAAGUGCUAUCACAGUGCUUAGAAACCAGCUAGCCAAGCAUUCAUUCGAUGACCGCUAUGCUUCAAAGUCGCAGCAGGGUCGCAUCGCUGCUCUGUACCUGCCUUUGAUCAGAAUCCUGCUUGACUUUAAGCAUCUCUUGUUCCGCAAUGGCCAUGGGAGCCACAGAGCAACCACACCUACCCCGACACCAACACAGAAUGGAGAUGCCACACCAGCAAGAGCCGACUCCCUAGCUCAGCUUAAUCCUGCCUUAGCUCAACCCACACCUGAAUCGAAGAGGAGGGAGAGAGCUGUGCUGGAAAUGAUCGCUGGAAAUGUGCGCUUACCAGAGUCACCUUUAGAGAUUGGUGUGAAAGAAUCAGACAACAAAGGUUCCAACACCUCUCUGACCAGUUCCACAUCCUCAGAGAAGGGUGACAGAGACAGCAGGCUUAAGCCUCCCAAGCCUACACCAUCCCUGAGUGUUCCACAAGUGCAUUAUGUCAGCCCUUUGACCAGAUUAGAUGUUACAGAAAUCAAGGAUCUGCUUUUAUGUCUUAUGUACGUCCUUCGAAACUUGCCCGAAGUCAUACUGUUGGGAUGGAUAAACAACUCAUCAGAAAAUGAUGUGAUCGACUUCUUUGGUCUACUUGAGUUGUGUUUGCAACACUUCCAGUACCAGGGGAGGAAAAAAAUCUUUACACUCAGCAUGAUCAGUGGGUCAACAAACCAGCGCGCCCAAACAAUGCCUGCCUUCCAGCAGCCAUACCGUGGUCGCCCUAUCAGUCUUUCCUCCCAACGAACUCCCAGUCAGUAUGGAGAAUUUUUUCCAGAAGGUCUUCACACUCCAACAUCUUCAGAUGCAGAUGCAAUGAUGCGAGCCCUGCAAGAAGCUAACAUCUCCACUGAAAUGGGUCUGAUUGUACUGGACAUACUCUGUCUCUACUGCCAGACAUUUAAGAAAGAACUGGAGGAGCAAGGAGGAGAAAACCCACUGAUGCGAACAGUAUUUCAGCUGUACCUGGGAUACCUUCGCUCCCCUCAGUCUGAAAUACUUCAAAAACAUGUUUUUGGUUCUUGGCGAGCAUUCAUCAAGAAGUUUGAGACAGUACUUUUUAAAGGAAGUGCUGAGAUGUGUGGACAGCUAUGUUAUGAGAUUCUGAGAUGCUGUAAUUCCAAACUAGCAUCUACAAGACAAGAGGCUUGUGCACUCUUGUAUCUUCUCAUGAGAACCAAUUUUGAUUUCACAAACAAAAAGAACUUCACACGAGUACAUCUUCAGGUCAUCAUAUCAGUUUCACAGUUGAUUGGCAGUGUUGUGGGACUGAGUACAACUCGUUUCCAGGAGAGUCUAGCUCUUGUCAACAAUUACGCUAACAAGGAUAAAAGCAUACAGUUCCUUGAUCAGAAUCAUGUGACUAAAUCUUCAUUCCUGGGUGAGGUGCGGGACCUCACCAAGCGCAUCCGCACUGUGCUGAUGGCCACAGCUCACUUGAAGGAGAAUGAAAAUGACCCUGAGCUACUUGUUGACCUGCAGCACAGUCUUGCCAAGUCCUAUGCCUCCACACCAGAACUGCGGAAAACCUGGCUGCAAGCCAUGGCCUCCCAACAUAUUCGCCGUGAAAACUUCUCAGAGGCGGCCCACUGUUACAUCCAUAUAGCUGCUUUGAUUGCAGAGUACUUAAAACGAAGAGAUGUCAGUGGAAAGCUUAAAUCCAGAGCUUAUCCGCAAGGCUGCCAGUCAUUUGGGGUGAUUUCCCCAAACAUUGUAGCAGAAGAAUCAGGAAUCAAAGAUGACUCGGGAAUGCAGGAUGUUCAGUACACAGAGGAAACACUGGUGGAGUUCCUUGAACUAGGUGCUGAGUACAUGCAGAAAGCACAGCGAUUUGAGGGACUGGGGGACAUCUACAGAAUUGCAAUUCCAAUCUAUGAAAGGACACGUAACUUUGAGAAACUGGAAAAAUGCUACCAGCAUCUUUCUCAGGCCUACACCAGCGUGAUUGAUGUCAUGAAGUCAGGAAAGCGGCUUCUAGGAAAAUACUAUCGUGUUGCUUUCUUUGGUCAGACUUUGUUUGAGGAGGAGGAUGGCAAGGAGUACAUCUACAAGGAGCCAAAAGUAACAAGCCUGGCUGAGAUCUGCGAUCGCCUCAAGACAUUGUACACAGAGAAGUUUGGCAAAGAUGCUGUCCAGUUUAUACAGGACUCUAACAAGGUAAAUCCAGCAAUGCUAGAUCCCAAAUAUGGCUAUAUCCAGGUGACAUAUGCUACUCCCUAUUUUGAGGAGAAGGAGCUGCUGGAGAGAGUGACUGAUUAUGAGCGUAAUAACACAAUUAGACGCUUCAUGUUUGAGACACCAUUCACAAAGGAGGGGCAUGCUCGAGGCUCAAUUGAGGAACAAUAUAAACGCCGUACCAUCCUUGUCACCACUCACACCUUCCCCUACAUAAAGAAGCGAAUUGAAGUAAUGUCCGGAGGGCGCAGAGAGAUUGAGCUAAGCCCAAUCGAGGUUGCUAUUGAUGAGAUACAGACAAAAGUUAUUCGCCUGCGUGAGACAGUCUCGUGUCCAGUUCCAGAUAUUAAAAAACUGCAGCUUGGGCUCCAGGGUAGCGUUAGUGCGCAGGUGAAUGCUGGGCCUUUGGCAUAUGCAGAAGCUUUUCUGGCACCGGGUAAGGUUGAAAAGCAGCCUGCUGACAAAGUAAAAAAACUGAAGGAAGUUUUUAUUGAGUUUGUACAUGCGUGCAAAGAUGCCCUUGGCUUGAAUGCUAAGCUGAUCUCGACAGAUCAGAAAGAAUAUCAUGAAUCAUUGAAAAAUGGGUUUGGGGAUAUCGUGGAGCGAUUGUCUAAUCUACUCGGUGAAACAAUCUUGGAUCAGGAGCUGUACAGAAACCCACGCCACUCUAUGACAAUCUUCAGCAUGUCUGUGGGCUCAAGUAAUGCUUGAGCAAAACCUAAAGUGAGGAAUAGACUGCGCAUUUGGUCACUGGUAACAGUUUUGUGCCAUCUGUUGAUAUUCGCUUAUGCUCAAAGGAGAACAAGAGGGAAAGAAACCUCUUUACAACACUGGUCACUUCCUCUGAAUAGCAUGGUCAUCUUUGUACUGGCUUUGACUGAAUAACACAGUGCUGAGAGAUCAUGGGAUCCCUGACUUCUUGUGUUACACUAUUCACUGAGCGUAGUGAUGGGGAUUUGGGGAUGGGUAAGGGAAGAGUGAGGUGGAGGAGGGUUUUGAACAGAGUGAGAGGGUGUGUGUACAUUUGAUGUAUAAUUACAGUAUAACAUUACAGUAAAAAUGAUGUAUAAUUAUAGUAUAACAUUAUAGUAAAACUGUUAAGUAUGAGCGAGUUCAAUUAAUGUAGCUUAGAAAACCAAAGACAUAGCAGCUGGUCAUUUGAAUUGGUGAAAAGGAGAGACAGCUCAUAACAAAUGGGAAGAGGUCACUUGAUGGCCCAUUACACGGUGAGAACAUUCUGGAGGUGUUUGUUUUAAUUAAUGCAAAGCUCAGGAAAAUAAUGUAACUGCCUAUAGACAAUAUAUGUUUUGCAAAACGAGAAAAAGCAUCAGUUAUUAUUUUAAGUAAAUUUUGAGCCCUCUCUUCCUUCCCCUUGGACAUUAAGGACUAAUGAGCAAGAGAAGUUGAUGUACAUUAACAAAUAAGAGGAGGAAAUAUUUAUGGAAAGCUGCCGACUAGAGUUUGUACCGAAAAAUACUAGCUAUCUACAGGGAAGAUAUGCCAUGGAGAUUGCUGAACAUUGCAGGGUACUUGUGGUCAAAUCUUAUUCUGAUCAAGGUGCCUGAUGUGACUGGAAUGUUCUCCUCAGCUACAAAUGGAUGUUGCAUAAACAUGAGGAGUGGUAGUAAUAAACAUUUCAAUUUUUAUAGUGUUUGGCAUAGUCAUGUGCAGGUAAUGGCUGACUUUGUUGUGGAUUUGUACUUUUCACAUGACUAAGCAGUUAGGAAUAAAAGUACGAAGCCAGUAUCUACAUUUGUGAUGCUUAAAGCUGCAUCCUUUUGAGUAAUAUCUCUAGAAGUUCAACAAAAUAGUUCUACAAGAUUCAUUUAGAGGUUUCAAUAAUACAGGUUUUUAUUUGUUAAUCUAGUAUGUUUAAAGAGUAACUCUGAGGUUUCUUCUUAUAGAAAGGUUACUUGCUUGUUCAAAUGUAUGUUGUCUGUGAUUAACUACAUUGGUAUUUGAUGUGUGUGAACAAACUUUAGCACAACUGAAAUGAUAUUGUUCUUAUGAAUCUCUGAUCAGCAUCCUAGGUCUUCAAAAGACUGAUAAUUCUUUUUUCCUCCUUUUAUUAUGCUUUUCAAUGUUCAAAUUUAGGGCUAAGUGGCCAGAUGUGCCUAAUAGAUCUGUGCUUUGAACUAAUUGUGCACUUUUGUAAUGGAAUUCUUCAUGGCCAAAUGAUUUUUGGAUGCAUUGGUGACAGGUCGUUUUCUGACAUCCCAAAUUUCAGCAAAACCAAGACAAAUCAGCUUGUAUCUUAUUCUUUCAUUUAAAGGUAUGUUCAUCUCGUUCAUCUGAAGUAAAAGAGAGCUUCCUCUACGUGUAAUGUAUGGGUUUUUUCCCCCCCAGAAUUGUAUUGCUUUGACAAAUAUAAAUUAUAUACAAGCUUUAUGUUACCGGAAUAGUGAAAACUAGUGAUGUGUUAAAAGAUGAACAUGUCCCUGCAAGGAUUUAAGGACUGAGUAAAUCCGAUGUUUAGGACUGGUCAUUAAAAAAAAUGUGCAUGCUAUUGCAUGCAUUUGUUGAAUAUGCUUUGCAGUAAAGUUAAUCCUGUGUAUUCAAAUGAUAACACACCAAAAUACUUUUAAAGGCUCAGCAUGUGUGACUGUAUCCAUUAUUAUUUUUUUUGGCUGUUUGUACCCAAGAUGCCUUUUAAAGCUGAAAAUGCCUUCAAGUGUAUGUGUACAGUGCAAAGUAAACUAUUGUUUGUUGCAGACUAUGCUUACAUUACUAUUGCUACAUUUUCCUUCAGUCUUGUCUAACCUAUCUUGUCAAAUAGCUCCACAUACUAUGCAUUAAACAUGAAUUUAUUUUUUCUUUUUUUUUCUAUAUUUAAAAUGAUUAUUUAAGACUUUUGGUUGUUUAAUUAUGCAGAUGUGCGUCAUUUAUUUUAAUAUUGAUGGAAAAAGAAUAUUUACAAAAGUUGGAGACCCUGUGAGGUUGUUUGGCUAAGACUUCAUAGCUGUGCAAAGCAUCUUUGUGACAAAGCAUUUUUCUGUCAUUCUUCUUUGUUGUAAAUAGCCAGUGCAUGCUUAUAGCAACUGCAUUAUGCUACCUUGUGAUUGUAAAAAGUGUUUCAUAUUUUGCUGUUGCUUUAAAUAUUGUUAUUCUGACAGAGGAUCAUUUCUGGAACUGCAAAAUCCCAGAGACGGAACUUGAGUUAGUGUGUUGAAUCAUCGGAAUAUUCUAUUGCAGGUGCUUAUAUAAUAAGUUGCAACAGUUGCAUCUGUGAAUGUAUAAACACGCGUAAGAUCAUGUAUGCAUGCACACAUACACACUCAUGCCUUUGGCUGCCAGCAGAUGUUGAGUUUUGAUGAUGGGAAUACUUAUGCAUUGUUAAGGAGUGUUUUGCAUUACAGCUAUCUGUCAAUCAUUUGCACUAUGGAAGUUUUUCAGUUUAUUUGUGAGAAAACUGUUUCUUCUUUGACAGUGUUUUGGGCUCAAUAUAUGCCUCUUGCUUAAAAUGCUGUGAUACAUUUGAAAGUAUUUGGUAAUUUAAAAGGGAUUUCUCAUUCUUGUGCAGUCAUAAACAAAUCAUGAAUUUUGUUUAAAAGUCACAAUAAGCUUUUGUUACCAGUUGCACCUUCUUCUUUUUUCAGUUGAACAGUUUUCCACAGUAGUAACCUCAUCCAAAGUUAUUUUUGUUGUUUCUUUUUCUUUAUAGUUUAUUUACUUUUGUAUUGCCUUUUUAAAGAAAAAGAACACAAUGCACCAUUCUAGCAUUUGAUUUAUUUACAUGUAAUGAGCUUGCAUAUAUUAUUUAAUACUAAGCCAUUUUACCAGUUUGAAAAAGUAUGCAUUUUAUUGACAGUUUUUUAACUGGCAGGUUUGUUGUUAUUAUUGUUAAUCAUUUAAAUGUUUCCAUUAUGUUAUAAAAAGUUUUUUUUUUAAUUUUGUAAUGAUAUUGUAUACUAUUUAUGUUCUGCUGACUGUUAUCAACUAACAUACAUAUUUUGCUGUGCUGAACAUCCUUUCUCUCCCUAAACAGUCAAAGAAUCUGGAACAAUCUUUACUUUUAUAUUACUUGAGUAAUAAAAGGAGAGAUCAUAAAGCACAUGCUCAGUUCCAGUCUGUAAUCUGUGAAUAAUCCUAUGCUGCCAUCUUGAAGCAGGACUUCUUUUGCCUUUAAUUUACUAACAGAAAUAACCACAUUACUUUUUAUUUGUAUAAAGUGCAUUAUUAUUAAAAAAUUGAAAGCACAUGCCAUUAGCCAUAAUCUCUGUUGCUCAUAGGUUGUCAUAAUCUCAUAUUAACAUGGGAGUAGUAGCUGUUGCAUUCCACAUUUUGGCCUUGAUGCAAGUACAUCUGAUGAAUGAAAGAUCACGGACGCUGUUUGCAGAAGAUCAGUGUGUUCCUCAAGCUGUUGCACCUGAUUUGCUUUGUUUAGGUUUUUUGCAUAUUUGAUUAUUUUCAGAGAUUUUCUUUCAAGAUGAUUUCCUGUUGAUGUGCUUUGACUUCAAUAAGCUGAGACAUAAAGCCAUUUGGGUUUGCAAUCGUUACAAAAUAGAUGUUCCAGUCUGAACGUCCUAGAGACAUUUUAGGAUAUGUAAGCAUGCUUCCAUUGAAGAAUGAGUUGUAUAUUUUGUUAGCCUUUGUACAGUUUCACAAUUAGGUUUAUUUUGUGAUCAAACUUUAUGUGUUCAACAUGGUUUUGAUCAUAGCAUUUUAAUUUUUAAGUCUGUGUGAUCACCCAUUUGUAAAAGUAUAUUUUUUUCUUUUUGUUCCUUUUUUGCUUUUAUUUGUUAUCCUUUUACCCUUUUUGGGGAGGCGGGGGAGGGAAUAAGGGGGUAGCAGGGUUUCUAGUUUUAUGAGGUUUUUUCAGAGGUGGUGAUGGGGGCGAAGGGGUGGGGGGUUGUUUUGUUUGGCUCUUGAGGGGUGCAGUCUAGAAACUUGUGGAUUGGCUGUUCACUGGGGGCCCUUCUAAUGGCAGCACAGGAUUGGUCCUGUUGACAUGCCUUUCCCAGUGUCUAAUCAGGUCCCCCCAACAACUGGUACUGGCAGGUCAGCCCCAGGGACAGGCCAUCUUGAUCUGGAGGCCAGUUAAGGAUAAUGUCAGUUAAGGAUCAGGAUGAUGAUGAUAGUUCAUAUCUUCUGCUGUAAGAAGAGUUUUCAAGAAAGAAUUUUGAAGAUUAGUCAGCAAAAAUGUUUGCAUGAAGUUACAAAGUUGCAACCUGUGAGAUUAUUGCUGAGACUGUUUUAGUGUGUAUUUUUUGGGUUUUCAGCUCCUCAAUCUCUCCCUUCUACAAAACAAAAACUAAUAGCCCAUGUGUAUGUGAGUGUGUGUGAGAGAAAGAGAUUGCUUGUCACAUGCUCUGUAGAUUAAUGACCUGCAAAUCUCUCUCAUUUUUCAACUUCAGUAGUUGUUUAGCUAUUAUCCUUUCGUUUUCAUCAUAUUGUUGCAAUACAAUCAUUCUUGUUGCCAUUGAACAGAAACACUUUGAAAUGUUUAUAAUUAUAUGAAACUGAAAGUCAACAGUGUCAACAGAAAUAAUUAUCAUGCAUAUGCUAUACUGUUCUGUUAGACAGUUUGUUGGUUUAGGUGAUACUCAUUGCCUUAUUAAAAAUCUGCUUCUCCCUUGGUUCUGUGCCAGUUUACUGCUAUAUUGGAACUGCAUGAACACUGUAAAGCACAUAAAUGGCUAGUAAGGAUGAACAAAUAGCCUAGAGCUACAGCAAUAUCAUCUAAACUCGAAGGCACAAUAGCCAGUUUGAUACUUGUAUGUCACAGUCUACUUUCCCCAGUUGACCCAGUGGGUACCUGACUCCACUAAGGCUGGGAAGGAUAAAGCAGUAAGGGAGUGAAGAUGAGUAUAACCCUUUUAAAGAUUGACUCCAAGAUAUGUGAGGGUUCUACUACUUCACUAAGACCAAGGUUAUGGAACUAUAGCUUCUAACGUACCAGUGCAUCACAAGAUAUUUCAUUGAUAACUUGUCACUUUUAGAAAAAUUUAAAAGUUUGUGAUAUCUAAUAAUGUGUCUUUUCAAAAGCGUUUGUGUUCCUAGAUAAUUUAGAGCAUACCGAAUUGUAUCCACAAUUAUUACGUUCACCAUGAAGGGUGUUUGUGUGUAGGGUCGGGGCAGGUGAUGUUUCUUUAAAACUGCAGUAUAAAUCCUAGCGCCUUUCCUCAUUUCAUUUGUUUCAAAUUAUUUUUGUGGUAAAACAGGAGGAGUUCAUCAUCGUUUAAAGAAUCAUUUAGAAAAAAUAAUGAAUAGAAACGUAAAAUAUCUGAAGUUACUCCGAUAGCAGUAAUUUUAAACAAAUAGUCCUCAUAAGCUACUAAGUAGAAUUUUGUAACGUGCUUAUAAGUGAAUGUUAAUUUGGCUUUCUAGCGGUGGCACGGCAGAAUAGGCAUUCACUGGCUGUAGACCAAUGAUAUAGGAGUGAUUUUUUUUUCUUUUUUCAUUUUUCAGGAAUUAGUUACAUUUAGUUGUAUCACUUUGUAUGGAGAAUUGGGAAGAGGUUUUUAUUUAGCACAACUGCCAUUUUCUGCUUAAGUUUACAUUUGAAACUCUCAGAAAAAUGCACAGGUUAAAAUUGUUUUGAUGGGGAAAUCACUAUUAACAAGGUAAUCACCAAGCCUUUAUUGUAUUAAGUUUGCACUUAACUUUAUUCUAAUCAAAAUUGUACCAUGCUAAUAUGCCUUCCCUGACUUCCCUACAAAUUCUGACAUUUUGCAUUAAAAUAAUAAAACAUAAA
Messenger RNA from Pomacea canaliculata, 12496 nucleotides. RefSeq names its product dedicator of cytokinesis protein 9-like. Gene Ontology annotation, biological process: small GTPase-mediated signal transduction; positive regulation of GTPase activity. The record is from RefSeq and is a predicted model, not a curated record. Gene Ontology annotation, molecular function: guanyl-nucleotide exchange factor activity. Lineage: Eukaryota; Metazoa; Mollusca; Gastropoda; Architaenioglossa; Ampullariidae.